This is a messenger RNA of Silurus meridionalis, 8299 nucleotides long. RefSeq names its product crystallin beta-gamma domain containing 1a (gene crybg1a). NCBI's taxonomy places the organism in Eukaryota, Metazoa, Chordata, Actinopteri, Siluriformes, Siluridae. The record is from RefSeq and is a predicted model, not a curated record. The coding region runs from base 76 to 7818 and encodes 2580 amino acids. The transcript has 22 exons.
CGGAGCUCAGACCUCACCAGCGCGCGCGCCCGGGCGUUAUUUCACCAGGAGCGUGGAACCGAAACCCCAGCGACCAUGAGCGCGCCGCCGAAAACCUCCAGGUUCAAGAAGAUAUUCCUGACCUCCAAGUCCAAGUCCCAGGAGAAGGAGGACGCGGAGAAGUGGGAGAGUUUCUCCACGAGCGCGCGUGCAGAAGCUUCACCACCCACCAGUCCGAAUGAAAAGAAGAAGACGAAGAAGAUGAAGAGGUUCGGCUCGUGGCGCUCCAAAAAGAAACCUUCCUGCGAGUCCUUCAGCUUCAGCGACGGAGGAGAACAGCUGGACUUCACAAGCAGCCAAAUGAGCUUCGAUCAGAUGAGCAUCAGGACAGAGGACUUCAGCAUGAGCGACGCCUGGUCCACCGUGCCAUCAGAGUGCACAUCUGUUAUCAGCCUGAACCUGUCUCCCUCGCAGCCCGUGUCACCGACACCACGUCACAGGAAGAAUUCGGAGGAAAAAGGAGGCGGCGUGCUGAACCGGGUGGUCACGUUCCUGUCGAGGAGGCGCCGGAGGACGUCGUCUGACGGCACCGAGGAAAAUGCGUCGCCUCUUUCCAGCCCGAGCAAGUCAGCAGACCUGAGGCAGGAGGGAGAAGAGUUCGAGCAGGGUUUCUUCUCUGAUAAAGGGAGCCCGAGCGUGCAGAGCGUGGCCUCCAUCGUAGCAGACGGAGGUGACCUUCCGUUCGCAGAUAGUGACAGCAGUGGCAGCGUGAGGAACUUGGCCUUGAAAAACAAAGACGAACAAGAGCUUCUAGUGGCGCAGGCGAGCAAGAAGCUCCGGGUGUUCCUGGAGGAGAUCAGCGUCACCGGAGAAGGAGCGGAGAGCCGGAUCACUGAGAAAUGCACAGAGAUUACGUUAAACUCCGAGGUUAGAUCUCCAGACGUCAAAAAGACGGCCCUGAAGCCGGUCGUGGGAGGACAAGGGAAUUACAGCGCUCUCACCGGGGUGACGCUGAGAUCCAAGUCCAGGAGCGAUUCCAGCUCUUCGGAUCAAAGCUGCACCGAAAGCAUGGGGAAGAAAACUUCAAGCAGGAGAAGACCCCGCAAGCUGAGCGGCGGCUCUCAAGAUCCUUUAAGCCCUACAAAACCUUCAUCCCCUGAGGCGGAGAAUGGGUCUGCUCAGGCCUCGCCCUCAUCUCUACAGGUGCACAAAGCCAUGUGGGUGGAAACGCACAUGGAGGAGGAAGGGAGCGAGAGCAGCUCAGUUGGUCAGGUCACACCCGUCCGACAGAGUCCUGUGCUGGGCCUCGUAGCUUCUCUCAUCGCGCAGGAUUCAGGCUCCGAUUCGUCGGUUUAUCAGGACGCCGUGGAAGUGAAGCCCGAAGAGGAACCGCAAGAGCUGAGUAAAGCCGAGAAACGCAGGAGCGUCAAGCUUUCCACCAGUGAAAAGUUCUUCGCCAAGAAAGUGUGGCUGAACUCGCAGUCGAGUCUGGACGGAGAACAAGAAGAGACGAGCACGACGAGCGCAAACUCCCAGAGCAAGCAGAAAUCUGAAGUCAGAAUUCUGCCAAGCCUCAAGAACGUCAGUGUGGAAAUCACAAAGCCUGACCAGCAGUCAUACGACUCUACCAGUGAAAGCGGGGAUGUGUUUAUAAAAGAGGAAGCUAACACAAGACACAAGCAUGAUGAUGAUGUAGAGAUUCCCUCAGAGCCUCUUAAUAACGUCUCAGAUCCUGGAGAGGAUUUGCUAGAGAUGCCUGGAUACAAGGAACAGAUCAGAGUUACGAGUUCAGGUGCUGGAAAUCGUCCGAACCUGGCUGCAGGGUCUAAACGAACAGUGGACAAAGCGAGCGGUGGAACAAACGGAGCGAGUGCUGGAAAAGGUCCAGCUCCGCCAGUGGCACUGAAGACAAAAGCCAGCGUGGGUCGAGUUACAAGCCGUAACUUCGAGGCCACGAAAGAGGAAAGUACAAAAAAGCCUACACAAAACGUCUCUGAGAAAAAGCUGAAUAAAUCUCCGACUACAAAAGAGCAGCCUGGUGUGUUUACUAAGUCUACAGACAAGUCAAAGAUUCCAAAGAAAACACCUCCUGAAAUUCUGCCAAAGCCGAGCAAAACACCAAACCCGAGCGUGUCACCCGAUGCGUCAGUUUCCUCUCCAGCUCAGACACGUGAGACUGAGAGAAGUAACUCCAGCUCGAGUAACAAUGUUACAAAACCCCGAGCGCCUCCACGUCAAUCAACAACUGAGACCAGCGCACCAGACCUAACUGUGGUGGAGGUUGUAGAGAGCAAACCCAGUCAGGCACCACCUAAACCACCUUAUCCCAAAGAACCGAAGAAAGAAAAGGAUUCCAAGCCAAUAAGCGCUGAGGAGAACCUGGAGCAGCCGUCAUCUCCUGGUGGGUCAGAAACUAAGGAUUCUAAAGAAGGUGCGAAGUCAAAGACACGAUCACAAACUCCUGCUGAAAAAUCUCCCAAAAGCAGACCAGUGAAAAUUUCAGUUAGCAAAAGCAAAGAUGUGAAUAAAACUGAAAAUGAGAACAAGCCUCGCACUCCUUCAGAGUCGGAGCAACCGGAAAAUAAGAAAGACAAAACUACAAAUGAAACACGAGCCGUUGGGCCAAAGGGCACAACAAGGGUGAAGGCUGAAGCUUCACCAACAGGAAGCAGGCUGCCUCGCCUGACUCCGCCCAGCACGCCAAAACAGCCUGCAGAGGACCAGCUCGGAGAAGAUGACUCACCCAAGCAACCCUCGCUUUCUGAUGCCAAGCCAGAAAGCGAUGAUUCAUCUCCAGUCAACGGUCCUCUAAGCCCUGCUGAACGUGACCAAGCUGCUGGGAAUGUGGUGGUUAAGGCUUCAACUGAAACCAGAUCCUCACCACGUGCAAAAUGUCCAACCAAACCUAAAUCCAGAAGGGAGGUGGAAAAAGUGAAAGCAGAUCUCCAUGCAGAUUCUCAGACUACACUCCAAGUAUCGAACCAGAAGCUGGACAAGGCAGAAAAUCUGAAUGGAAGUGUGGACGCAUCAGAAGUUAUUACUGACCUGGUAACUCAAACUGCUGAAGAAAACCAGGGCAAGUCCAAUGCAACUGAAGUCAAGGAUCAGAGAAUGAACCUGGAGAGUGUGAGUAUGAAGAACAGUGAUCCCACACCAGACUUCAAAACUCCACCUAAAAAGGAGUUAGAUGUUUCCAAAGAAGCUCAGGAAGUGACCAUAGAGACUACUUUAGAUCUUAAAACCCUAUCUGAAGCAUCUAAAAAGGAGCAGAACCAGGCUGGAGCAGACUCAGAAACUCCAGCUCAAGUGUCUGUACAGAAAACAGGCAAACCUGAGAAGGUGUCAAGUGUAGAUAAGAAGAUCAAGUUCAAAACAGUCUCAAAAUUAAGUGAAGAAGCUGCACAGAAGAAAGAUGAGACUGAUUCUGGGCCAGGUGUGGAUAAUAAGACCAAGGACCACAAAAUGGGCAUAGAUUUACCUCAGGAGGUUAAGAAGAAAGCAGGAAAAGCUAAAGAAGAGGCUGCUGAAAGUUCUGUAAAGGAAACCCAGGGCCAAGACAUGCAGAACGCAGAACCUACAGCGGAGUUCAGGUCAUCCCACGUGUCUGAAAAUAAACUGGAGAAUGUGGAACAAGUGCAGAGUUCGGAUAAAACCGAAGAUCAUGAUGCAGAUUCUAAACAGAAACCAGACAAAGCCAGAGAGUCACCUAAAGCAGGCGUGAAGGCUGUGGAGAAUACAGAAGACUUCAAACCUCAACUUGAUUCAUUUAACCAAAAAGCAAACAACGGUGAAGAUGUGAGCCAUACUCCAGAGUUCGCACCACUUCACGCAUCUCAAGAGGAAGUGGAAGGAGCUAUCAAGUUGAAGGAGGUGAUCGUUAAAUCUCAAGACCAUACAGCAGACCUGAAGGCUCAAAAUCAAACAUCUGAUCAUGUAAAUACUGAAAAGGUUGCUGAGGAAACAAAACCAGGAACAGAUGAGUCUGAACUUAUAAAGCCACUAGAUAUUGGUGCACCUCGAGUCAAAUCUGAUCUUAUCACCAAGGACACUUUACUUGUUGCAGAUCAGGAGAGACCAACUCCUAAAAAGGUGGACAAAAUAUCAAGCAAGCCGUCAGUGGGCAUCCAGGAAGAGUCCAAAGAUCUCAAGAUUGUAAACAUUCAGCAAUCUAAUACAGCAUCAGUCACACAGGAUGCACCAAAAUCUGAGCGUGAAGAACUGAGCGUGAGCGGUCUUGCAGUAAACGCUUUGUCUAAAACCUCAGAUGCAGGAGGUCACAAGGAGGCAGAAGUUCCUACACCUCCUCAAGACCUCAAGGACGAACUAAAAGUCUCUAAGUCCUCCAUUACAGAGGCUCCAGCUAAGGUGCAAGAUGCAGAAUCUGUCAAGGAGGAAACCACAAGGAAACCUGUUACCAAAACGAAACUGGAGCAUCUUCAGCAUGGAGGUCAGAAGCCUGGCGUUAGGAAAGCAGAGAAACCAAAAGGUACAGAGCAAGUGACCUUCCAAACCGAGGAAAUGACUGAGGUUAAAAAAACCAGCACCAUCAUCCAGCAACAGAAUCUCGACCCCAAGAAAUCUCAGAAUUCCCCAGACUCAGAGAAAUCAUCUCCUCCAAAAAUGACCGCUAAGGACUUUCUUUUGGUUUCGAAACAGUUUUCGAAAAACGAGUCUCCAUCGAGCUGGCUAGAUGUCGACCAGGGUUUUGAAAAGAAGCAAAAUAAAAUGGAGAGGAAAAUGGACUGUUCGGCCAGUGACGAAAGCCUCCUGGAAACCUCGGACGAUUCGGAAGACUUCAUACGCAAAAUCAAAGAACUCUGCUCUCCUUUUUCUUUUCCUCCUAAGAAGCACAGCAAGUCCAGGAUGAUUUCACCUCCGUUUGCCUUGCCUGCUAUUAAAGAAGAUCACUUUGAGAAAACCUUUGAUCCUGAGGAGUUUAAGUUUGGGAUUAGGAAAACCACAGGCCCAAAAGAUCCCUCUCCGGCCAUGUUGAUCAAGAAGAAAAGCGAAGAUGUGAGAAAUAAACAGCUUCUGAAACGCAAAGGAACCGAAGACAGUAUGAUCUUUAAAGCGUUGGCCUCCAGGCGAGGACAAGACAAAGACAAAGAGGAAAAGACGGCAGACAAUAAGGAGAAUGGAGCAGAUCAAGGAAGUGCUGAAACUCCUGCAAAAGUGUCUUCACGGUUAGAAAGAAUGUCCAUCCUUUCAAACCUCAUGAACACUUCUAACUUACGGAGACCUCCAAAUGAAGCUUUUUCCAGUGGGUCCUCGUCUCCUACAGCAUCCCAACAAGUUCUGACAUCAGAAGACAUGAAUGUGACGACGUCUGAAGUUGCACCCCAGGGAAGGGCAGAAGAGGACUUGACGGAUCUUGUGAUACCUCCUGGAGUUCCUGGUGAUUCACCGAAGAGUCCACUGACUCCUCCGCCUCUUCCAAAUUUCUCCGAAAUCAAACUUCAAGAUGUUCUGGGGAAAUCCCUGAAAAAGGAUCAAGAAUCUGACAAUUCAGGUGGCUCUCAGAGCCUAGAAGCAUCUUCUGUGUUCACGGGAAUCCCGAUGGAAGUCAGUUCUGAAGCCCCUGACACAAACACAGGUCUGAACAAGCUUCCGGAGCCUCCAGCAUCAAUCUUUCCACGCAAACCACCAGAACAACAAACCAAAUUGCCAUCACUUGCACACACUCAGAUAACAACCGUCAGAGAGUUUCACAAGCGACCCGGGAAGCUGGUCAUCUUCCAGCGAGCCGAGUUCGGUGGCGAGGCGUACGAGGUGUUCAGGGACGUCGAUGACGCUACGUCGUUACAGCUCUCGCCUGUUAUUUCUCUGAAAGCCAUCAGAGGAUGUUGGCUGCUCUAUGAAAAACCAGGAUUCCAAGGACGGAUCAUCGCACUGGAGGAAGGGCCGACGGAAUUGGUGAACGAGUGGGCGGAGCCGGAACCUAACCAGGAAGUGGGUCCAGACGGGAUUCCCAUUCCAAACAAACCGAUGGUGAUUGGUUCCAUUCGUCUGGCUGUGAGGGAUUACAGCCUGCCGAGGAUCGAGAUCUUCUCAGAACCUAACGGACUGGGCCGGCUGUCCUCGUUCUGUGAUGACAUAAUCGAACUCGGUACCUUCGGGCGUCCCCACAGCGCUGGAUCCAUCAAGGUCCACUCCGGAGUUUGGCUAGUGUUCAGUGAUCCGGAUUUCCAGGGUAUGUUGUCGGUGUUGGCUGUAGGAGAGUAUCCGUGUCCAGAGUCGUGGGGUUUUCACGAUCCCUUCGUCGGAUCUUUACGUCCUCUCAAAAUGGGUGGAAUCAAGGUGGAAAAUCCUCACGAAGUGCGGGCCGUGUUGUAUGAGGAUCCUCAGUUCCAGGGCUCCUGCCUGGAGAUUGACACGGACAUGCACAACAUCUCUGAGGAAGAUGAGGAGGAGUGUGAAGGUGAUGGGCCGAACACAGACCAGAAGAAGAAGAAGCUGACGUCGAUCGGCUCUCUGAAGAUCCUCAGUGGCCUGUGGGUGGGCUACACAGAGCCAGAGUUUGAGGGUCGUCAGUACGUGUUGGAGGAGGGUGAAUAUGUCGACUGCUCUGAUUGGGGAGCUGGGGACACACUGCUCUCACUCCGCCCCCUACAGUCGGACUUUGUAUCUCCUCAGCUGAAGUUGUUCACUGAGUGUGAUUUCAGUGAGAGGAGUCUGACUGCUGACCUGCUCGUCCCCGUCAUGGCCAUGGAGGAGACGGCGUACGGUAGCAAGUCCCAGUCCGCUGAAGUUGUCUCUGGAGUAUGGGUGGUGUUUGAAAACCCUGCGUUCUCCGGUGAAGUGUAUGUGUUGGAGAAAGGGCUCUACUCGAGUCCAGAGGAUUGGGGCGCUUGCAAUCACAAGAUCUCCUCCAUCCAACCCGUGUACCUGGAUCAGACCGCCGGACUGCCGAGGUUCAAGGUGCAGUUGUUCUCUGAACCCGGGUUUCUUGGUGAUCAUCUGGUCCUGGAGGAGAGUUCACCGUUCCUACCAGACGGAUUUCACCCUCGCUCGUGUAAAGUCCUGGCUGGAAGCUGGGUGGCGUUUGAAGGCCCUCAGUUCACAGAGAACAUGUACGUCCUGGAGGAAGGAGAAUACUGUAACACUAUUGUGAUGGGCGGAGCCUCCACUGACUGCAUCAUCCAAUCACUGCACACCAUCGGCCAUGAGUUUUCUCUUCCCUCCAUCACUCUGUUCUGCAAGCCGUGUUUCAGGGGGAGGAAGGUCGUGUUGACGGAUGGCUCCUGCAGCCUAUCGCUGAGUGGAUUCGAUAGGCGGAGUCAGUCUCUGGUGGUGAACGGAGGAAUGUGGGUGUUAUAUGAAGGGAAGAACUUUCAUGGCCGUCAGCUCUUACUGCAGCCCAGCGAAAUCGGCGACUGGAGGAAGUUCAGCAGCUGGAAGCAGAUCGGAUCUCUGCGUCCGUUAAUACAGAAGCCUGUGUAUUUGCGGCUGCGCAGUGCAGAGACGGGGUGUGUGAUGUCUCUCUCCGGGUCUCUGGAUGAGAUUAAGUUGCUGCGAGUGCUGGUGCUGGAGGAGCACGGAGGAGAUGAGCAGAUGUGGCUUUACCAACACGGCCUGCUGCGCUGCAAGAUGUUAGAGGACUGCUGUUUGGAGCCCUCAGUGGGGAUGAUCAUGCCUGGGUCUCGUCUCAGCCUUUCUCCUGAAGAGGGGAACGACAACCAGUUCUGGAACAUCACAGCUGAUGGUCUCAUACGUUCCAACCUCAAACCCGACCUGGUGCUGGAGGUCAAAGGUGGAUCUCAGUACGAUAAAAACCAGGUGAUCCUGAACACGUACGACGAGCAGAAACCCAACCAGAGGUGGACGGUGGAGAUCCUGUAGCCCCCUGACGUGUAGUGAGGACUGUGCAAUAAUUUCUCCUCUCCCAGCGGGCCCUGUGGUGCAGCUCCACCACUGAGCCCUGUAAGCCUUACGGCGCAGCUCCGCUAAGAGGACUGACUCUUACACUUCGAGAGCUCACUCCUAGAUCCUGGACGUGACCUGUCUUUUUCUGAAGAACCUUCUACCUUUAACGCUCAUCUGUAACGUCAUAUUACAGUACAGCCAGCAGAGGGCGCCAAGACCCUGCCCUGAUCUUCACGUCAUGGUCUCCAGUGUUAAAGCAGAAACGAGGUGUUGGGAGUGUGUGUGUGUGUGUGUGUGUGUGUGUGUGUGUGUGUGUGUGAGAUGUAGUGAUGCUGUUCACACUGCCUGACUUUUAUAUUCCCUCUCUGUCAUCUCACGUCUCUUGUACAUUUUCUUUUUAAAGUUGUAAACAAUUCUCAUAUUUUAUUAAGAAUAAAAUUUUUCAUGUCACACUGCA